Vanessa atalanta (red admiral) is the source of this 3306-nucleotide messenger RNA. RefSeq names its product irregular chiasm C-roughest protein-like. Gene Ontology annotation, cellular component: cell-cell junction. The transcript is spliced from 21 exons. Gene Ontology annotation, molecular function: cell adhesion molecule binding. The record is from RefSeq and is a predicted model, not a curated record. NCBI's taxonomy places the organism in Eukaryota, Metazoa, Arthropoda, Insecta, Lepidoptera, Nymphalidae. Gene Ontology annotation, biological process: cell-cell adhesion. Bases 1 to 2748 code for a protein of 915 amino acids.
AUGGACACUAGAGAAACUGAUCAAGAUAAAUAUAAAAAUAAUGAUUCUAAACCGAAAAGUUAUCUCAAAUUUAAAGACAAUAUUAAGAUAGCAAAUUAUACGAAACCAGAUUUAGUAAAAGAAACAAAUCCUAUAGAUAUUUUCAAAGAAAGAGAUACGACCAGGAAUGUAGUGAAAUUAAGAGUAACAAGUAGAGAAACGAAUUCAUUGUUUCUGCUUUUGAGGAUAGUGGAUUUAAUUGUAUUCAUGAAGAAAUGGACUUUAUUGUAUUUGUUGAUGGAUUGUGCAAGUGCGUAUAGUCAGCAGAAGUUUGCGAUUGAACCACAGGAUCAGAGUGCAGUGGUCGGUACAAGAGUGACGUUACCAUGUCGUGUGGUGAACAAGGCUGGUCAGUUGCAAUGGACGAAGGACGACUUCGGGCUCGGGACACAUCGGCAUUUAACGGGAUACGAACGUUAUAGAAUGGUCGGCAGCGAUGAAGAAGGGGAUUAUUCGUUAGAUAUACGAGAUGUUGCUUUAGAAGACGAUGCGCUUUACCAAUGCCAAGUCAGUACUGGACCAAGAGGUGAGCCGGCUAUUCGUUCUCGAUCUGCACGUCUCACCGUUUUAGUACCUCCCGAACCACCGAAGAUAUUAAAAGGACCAACCAUAGAAGCUGUGGAGGAAGGCGAAGUAACCUUAGAGUGUGUGUCUGUUGGUGGAAAGCCUGCUGCUGAAAUCACGUGGGUUGAUAGUGAUGGAGGGGUACUGAGUCAAGGGGUCACUUACUCCGUGGAGGUGAUGAGCGACGGACGAAGGUUUAUCGCUCGAUCUACUCUCCGUCUUCGACCGAGGCGACAGCACCACGAUCAGACGUACACCUGUCAAGCUCAAAAUACAGCAGAUCGAGCUUACAAAGCUGCCUCUAUAAAGUUAAAGGUUCAAUACGCACCAAAGGUACGUUUGGUUAUCAAGUCCAGAGCAACAAAUGGCCGUAUCCUGGAAGGAGAUAAGUUAAUUAUAGGUUGCCAGGCUACCGCUAAUCCGAACAAUCUCACUUAUAGAUGGUACGUGAACAAUGAGCAAGUGCUUUCCGCGAAGGGGAAUGAACUGGUUUUAUCAAAUGUGUCUCGGAAGUACAAUGAGGCGACCGUUAAAUGCGAUGUUCAGAACGAAGUUGGCAACAGCGCUGAGUCUAAAACCCUAGAAGUUUCUUAUGGUCCAGCAUUCAAAUCCAAGCCUCAGAACGUGGAAGGUGAUAUAGGAUCGACCGCAACACUGACUUGUUUGGUGGAUGGACAUCCUCAACCCAAGGUUCUGUGGUUGAGAUACGAUCGGGAUAAAAUUAUUAGAGCUGGAAAAUCCUCGAACCUCACAGUUACCAUCAACAAGCAUUCAGCAGGACAAUACUGGUGUAGGGCUAGUGUUGAAGGCUACCAAGACAUCGAAGCGCCAGCCAUGGUUUAUGUAAAAGGUCCACCAAAAAUUAUGUCAAAUAAAACACAAUAUGGCGUCGAAGGUGGCAGUGUACAUAUCGAAUGUGUAUCGUUUUCUGUACCGAAACCUGAUCUGGUAAUUUGGACUUUCGCUGGAAAUGAAAUCAAUUCUUUUCAUAAUCACGAAUAUGUGUUCUUAGAAGAAUCAUUACCAGAUGGACUAACGAAAUCUACACUGGUUAUCAGAAAAAGUGAAGCGAAGCAUUUUGGUCCAUAUAAUUGUACAGCAUUAAAUGCCUAUGGAAGCGACAGCGCGGAAAUAAACCUUAUACCAGACAAAUCAAUACCAUUUAUAGUCACCGUUGGAGCUGGUUCUUCAAUAACUAUAGUUAUUCUUGUUAUUAUGCUCGUUGUAAUGCUGUGUCAUCGAAGAACCAACAAAUCAGAUGUGAAAAAACCAGAUAUAACCGAAGUUGGUAAAACUUGUGAUAAGUAUAAAGAUAGUGAUCGAAAUUCUAAUAUAAGUGACUUGAAAUUGGAGCUGAGACAGGUUGAAGGAAGCUGUGAUAUGGAUAUUUCAAACAACGGCUCUGAAACGGAACUUCACACAACGUUGCACUUGACAACUAAUUUGGGCCUUCCAUUAGCUGGACCGGUUCCGUUACCAGAAUCCGGCUACGACAAUGAGCUGAUGAAACAAUACCAGAGAUACAGUGGUGAUUUCAAUCAGCCCUUACAUAACAUCCAUUUUAAGACACACGACCAGAAUGGGUACGUACCUUAUGUGGACUAUUCUAGAGACUACGCUCCACCUCAGUCCAAUGACUCCAUGACAGGCUCUUUAUCCAGAAGUACUGAUGCUUCUACAUAUCAGAGCCAUUGUGGCUCUCUGAAUCGACAAGGCAGCUGUGGCCGGCUUGGAGGAAUGAUAGGACCAGAUGUAAUACCGAUGGCUAACCCUGGAGUUAUAAUGACAGGAAUGGAUGUGAGGUACGCGGCGACUUACGGAAAUCCAUACUUAAGAGGGAACGCCGGACCUUUACCUUACGUUCCUUCAGUAAAUAAUGCAGCUAAAAACGCACCACCGCCGUAUUAUACACUAAGAAACACGAAUCAUCGUCCACCAAGUACAUCGGUGACAUCACCAUCUUCAUCAUUAACGAGACCCUUCACCAGUCCGCCCAUUUCAUCACCAACUAAUAAUAGUGCUCAGCCCCAAGUGCCUAAAACCCCCCCACAAACGUCCGGGGCGUUGUAUAUCCUUCCACCGACCAGCCAGGGGAAUAUGCAUUCGUCGCAAAUAUCAACCAAAGGUUCCGGAACUCACGUGUAACAACAAAUUAAUUGAACAUUAUAGAAUAUGAAUAAAUAUGGUUUUAAACCGUCUUAAUAGGAUGAAAAGCUUUAUUCGAAACUAGUUAAAUAGGACGUUUAUUACAUUUAGAAGUAUUCGGUAUACUUCUAGGUAUUUUCUAAUGUGUCAUUGUGAACGAUCCUAAAAAGCCUAACUUUAAAGCUUUAAGUAUAAAUAUCAAAGAUUUGAAUUCUACUUUAAGUUAUCUUUUUAAGUAUAUCUUAAGGGCGACUACAAACGAUCGACAGGACUGUCUUAGAUAACAAUAGUGGGCAAAAAGAAAUUAAAAUUAGUUAGACAGUAUUGUAUCAUUUUUUUAUAAUUAUUAACUGGAUUUUUUUGGCAAUGUUUUUUUUUAUAUUAAUAUUGUAAAUUAAACAAUAUUUUUGCCGCUAAGCAACAUUGCAUCGGUGUGUGACUCAGUGAUGAUGUAAGGAAUUAUUUUAAAUACUAAUAGUGUCUGUGUUUGCAGGUGACCAGUUACUAUCAAACGAUCUUUUGACUGUUUGCCUUUUGGUUACAAAAUAAAAAAAAAUA